This is a messenger RNA of Solanum lycopersicum (tomato), 1117 nucleotides long. RefSeq names its product aquaporin PIP1-7 (gene PIP1-7). Gene Ontology annotation, molecular function: water channel activity. Lineage: Eukaryota; Viridiplantae; Streptophyta; Magnoliopsida; Solanales; Solanaceae. Gene Ontology annotation, cellular component: vacuole; plasmodesma; plasma membrane. Gene Ontology annotation, biological process: response to water deprivation; transmembrane transport. The record is from RefSeq and is marked validated.
GUGAAUAUAAAGCCAACCCCUUUCACUCACUAACUCCCAUCAAUUGUAGAGACAUUAAAUUUUUUGAAAUGGAGCAUAGAGAAGAGGAUGUGAGAUUAGGUGCUAAUAAAUACUCAGAGAGGCAAGCAAUUGGAAUAGCAGCACAGAGUGAAGACAAGGACUACAAAGAGCCACCACCAGCUCCCCUGUUUGAACCAGGGGAGUUGAUGUCGUGGUCCUUUUAUCGUGCUGGAAUUGCUGAAUUUGUGGCUACUUUCCUCUUUCUUUAUAUCACUGUUUUAACCGUCAUGGGCGUUUCUAAAUCCGAUUCCAAAUGUUCAACGGUUGGAAUUCAAGGCAUUGCUUGGGCUUUUGGUGGCAUGAUCUUUGCCUUAGUCUACUGCACUGCCGGCAUUUCAGGGGGACACAUAAAUCCGGCAGUGACAUUUGGGCUUUUCUUAGCGAGGAAAUUGUCAUUGACAAGGGCAGUAUUCUACAUGGUGAUGCAGUGCCUUGGAGCUAUCUGCGGUGCUGCUCUUGUCAAAGCGUUUGGAAAGACACUUUACCAAACUAAGGGUGGAGGAGCCAAUGUUGUAAAUGUUGGUUACACAAAGGGUGAUGGCCUGGGCGCUGAAAUUAUCGGCACAUUUGUUCUUGUCUACACUGUUUUCUCUGCUACUGAUGCCAAGCGUAGUGCUCGUGAUUCUCAUGUCCCUAUCUUAGCACCAUUGCCUAUUGGAUUUGCGGUGUUCCUAGUGCAUUUGGCUACAAUUCCAGUCACUGGAACUGGUAUUAACCCAGCUAGGAGUCUUGGCGCAGCAGUCAUCUAUAACAAUGAACAAGCAUGGAAGGACCACUGGAUAUUCUGGGUUGGACCAUUCAUUGGCGCAGCUUUAGCGGCUCUAUACCACCAAGUUGUGAUCAGGGCAAUCCCAUUCAAGUCCAAAUGAAGGAUCUGAAUUCAAUCAUUUUCCUUUGUUAUCUUAUUUGUCUUUUUGUAUUUAUAUUAUUAUUAUAAGUAGAAGCAUGUAUGUAAUUGCCGCAUAUGUUUUAAAUGGACUUUUGCUUUUCAGCAAGUCCAUUACACAACAUGCUAAUGGGCCCAAUAAAACAAAAGUACCUUGCCUUUUCCAAAUAA